Messenger RNA from Cyclospora cayetanensis, 1098 nucleotides. Its product is annotated as RNA polymerase II degradation factor 1. NCBI's taxonomy places the organism in Eukaryota, Apicomplexa, Conoidasida, Eucoccidiorida, Eimeriidae. Gene Ontology annotation, biological process: vesicle fusion with Golgi apparatus; endoplasmic reticulum to Golgi vesicle-mediated transport. The record is from RefSeq and is a predicted model, not a curated record. Gene Ontology annotation, cellular component: trans-Golgi network. The coding region runs from base 1 to 1098 and encodes 365 amino acids. The transcript has 8 exons.
AUGGCAGAGGGGCCACAAAUGAGGCGUCGCUACGCCGAUCCUCAGGGAGGAAGCUUCCAGCCUCGCAAAGCUACAACGGAAGCGGCAGACACACAGUCAUUGCAGCAGCAGCAGCAGCCACUGGGGCAGCAGCAGCAGCCUCAGCAGCAACGGCAACAGCAGUACGAGCUUCCUCAGCAGCAGCCUCAGCAGAGACACUCACAGGGAGUUAGCUCUCAGCAGCAGCAGCAAGCCAGUUACAAUGGAACGGCGUUAGCGAGUGGCAGACUGGGGGGUGCUGCACAUGCGAGGGGUACUCCUGUAUGGCCUCCUGGUAUGCCUUUGGAAAAGCCUGGCGUUUCGGGGGAAUACUUUGAAGAGAGGCAGGGAGGUGUGCGUCAUCCUGGUGCUCCUAUGGGGGCGGCUUUUCCUGGCUCGCAUUGUUUAAGAGCGGCGGAGGGAAAUUUUAACGCUUUAGGUGCUUUCCCAGGGGGAACCCCCUUGGUACUGCCUGAGGGGCAGUUGACUGGCGAGAUGCAGCGCAUGCAGGAGGCUGCCAGCCUUCCUGCUGGUGGGGCGUUCUCCUUCAUGAACUUGACGCGGCUUUUUUCUUUUUCCCAGCAACGGGGAGAAGCUGUCAGCGGCGCAGCGGCUGUAGCAGGUGCAGCAGCGGCGGCGUCGCAGGAUGACUCCGAAGAUCCCUUCGACAGCGAACCUCCCCUGCUAGAAGAGCUGGGAAUACACCCCGCAGACAUUUGGAGUCGUACAAAGGCGGUACUGCUUUUCAGCAAAGCAGAUCACGAUCUGCUUGCCGACAGUGAUUUGUGCGGUCCCAUGUUGAUUGCCAUAGUUCUCGCCGUCCUCCUUUUCCUCGGUGAAGGCGUGGAUCUGUAUCGCACGGCAUCCAUUUUAGGAUACUCUUUGAUACCAGUCGCUGCUGCAGCAUUUGCUGCGCUCUUCUUGGAGAGUAGGCCCCUCCUGCGGCUUGCGAGUGCUGCACUCGGUGUGGCGUGGGCAACCUUUACUGCUUCUUCCUUCUUCGAAUCGCGUGCCUCUUUUGAAGCCACGUUCGGAGAGGACGCUGAGUGUAAUGCAGAUGCUAAUGCCAGUGCGUUCUGA